Oreochromis aureus is the source of this 5048-nucleotide messenger RNA. Its product is annotated as gastrula zinc finger protein XlCGF26.1-like. The coding region runs from base 1234 to 2451 and encodes 405 amino acids. NCBI's taxonomy places the organism in Eukaryota, Metazoa, Chordata, Actinopteri, Cichliformes, Cichlidae. The record is from RefSeq and is a predicted model, not a curated record. The transcript has 2 exons.
AGAAGGAGCAGCUCCCGGCGCGUGUAAAGAGCAGAAAGUUGGCUUAAGGAAUAAAGAGUAUAACUACAGUCAUCAUACUUGUUGUCUUCCAAAGGGAACUUUAGGUUUUAUUUUCAAGCCGGCUACGGCAAAGAUCGUGUGGCUGUGCUGAGCUUCCUUUCUGCUUCUCCUCUGGUCUCCGGCAGAUCGCAUUUCUGUUUCUGAUGAGAUGAGAUGAAAGAUAAACGCUCUCGUGGCUCACACAGCUUGUUUUCUCUGCAAGGUAGCCAGUAACAUACUGGGAGGUCAGAUAGCCCACUGUCUCUACUAGUCCUAGUCCAACUACAAAGCCCACGUGUCUCCUUCUGCUGCUGGUGGGUCUUUAGGUCGGGUUAUUCUGAGAGGGGAUCCAGAGUGAGUACAUUAUAACUACAUUGGUUGCCUAACUCUAUAACUGUCUGCAGGGCUUCUCCCUCUUAGCUUUUUUUUUUUUUUUUUUUCGUUUUUUCCUUGUGUUUAACGUCUCGGUUUUUCUACCUGGAGCUUCCAGUAGUUCAGGACUUAAAUGUUUAAUCAUUUGAGUUCAGCUAUUUGUUUUACUUCUUAUUAAGGUGGUGUACUGAAAAUUACGAUUUUAUGAGGUGGAUAAAAUACAACAUAAUCCACAAUUAAUAUCAGAAUCACCGACCAGUAAUACGCCUUGAUGCGUGUUCAGUCAUCCAGGUAAGUAAAUCCCCCAAAGUUGAUUCUGUUGAUUCUGUUCUGACAGGUUUCGUCACCUUGGAUGAGUGACGAAAGUUUCACCCACUGAAAACGUGCAGAAUAAACUUUCAGGUACCAACCAGUAAUGUGUCUUUAACUUGGCACCAUUCUAGUGGCAGCCUGUUGUAGCAGCUCCCUGUCUUCGUAAUGUUCUUUAGUUUCUUUUUCAUUUUCUUUCUGUUUAAUCUUACUAUUUGUUUUAAUUAUUUUGCUUUCAAUAAUUUUGCUUUUUAUUUAUAUAUCUCUCUAUUUGUUUUGAUAUUGAUCCAUCAUAACUGUUUCUAGGCUCAUUUUAUAUGAGUUACAACUCAAUUUCACUCUGGGAUUAAUAGAGUUUCUCUGAAUCUGAUUCUAAUGUUGGUACUGAGUGUAUGAGGAAGAAUAAUUCUAUACAAUACAAUGCUCUUCGGUAGUGCCGUACAAUAAAUCACUGAAUAGAAAAAUAAAGAUCUGUUUGAUGACACAGGCGACUGACGGGAGGAGGAGAGUCUGAUGGAGGAGCAGCUCAGCCACUGCAGUGAGAAACAUCGGUUCUUCAUAAAAGGCAAAAGAAGGAAAAGCAAGCCAAAACCUCGGCACACUGAUGACCUAAAAAUAACCCACCCAAGUACAGAUAAACCAGUUGUGAUCCCUGUGGAAAAGACUUUUACCACUAUGAAGCAAGCCAGAAGACACCAGCGCACCGAUAGUGGGGACAGAAGCUUUAGAUGUGAUUGUUGUGGAAAGUCUUUUACUCAUAAUAGCAGCUUAAAAAGACAUCAGCUCAUCCACACUGGAUUUAAACCAUUCAGCUGCGAUCGGUGUGGAACGUCUUUUACUCAGCAAAGUCAUUUAAAAGAUCAUCAGCUCAUCCAUGCUGAAGUUAAACCCUUUAGCUGUGAUCGUUGUGGAAAGUCUUUUUCUCAGCAUCACAGUUUAAAAAAACAUCAGCUCAUCCACACUGGAUUUAAACCAUUCAGCUGUGAACAGUGUGGAAUGGCUUUUACUCAGGAUGGAAGCUUAAAAAAACAUCAGCUUAUCCACGCUGGUGUUAAACCAUUCAGCUGUAAUCAGUGUGGAAAGUGUUUUACUCACAAAAGGAACUUUAAAGAACAUCAGUUUAUCCAUGCUGGAGUUAAACCAUUCAACUGUGAUCAGUGUGGAAAGUCUUUUACUCGCAAAAGUCACUUAAAAGGACAUCAGCUCAUCCAUGCUGGAGUAAAACCUUUCAGCUGUGAUCAGUGUGGAAACUCUUUUACUCACAAAAGUCACUUAAAAGAACAUCAGCUCAUCCAUGCUGGAGUAAAACCUUUUAGGUGUGAUCAGUGUGGAAACUGUUUUACUCACAAAAGUCACUUGAAACAACAUCAGCUCAUCCAUGCUGGAAUUAAACCAUUCAGCUGUGAUCAGUGUGGAAAGGCUUUUACUCGCAACAGUCACUUAAAACAACAUCAGCUCAUCCAUGCUGGAGUUAAAGCAUUCACCUGUGAUCAGUGUGGAAAGUCUUUUACUCAUAGAAGUCACUUAAAAGAUCAUCAGCUAAUCCAUGCUGGAGUUAAACCAUUCAGCUGUGAUCAGUGUGGAAAGUCUUUUACUCAUAUUAGUAAUUUAAGAAAACAUCAACUCAUCCACACUGGAGUUAAAUCAUUUGUCUGUGGCCAGUGUGGAAAGUCUUUUACUCAUAUUAGUAAUUUAAGAAAACAUCAACUCAUCCACACUGGAGUCAAAUAAUUUUUUUGUGAUCACUGUGGUGGCUUUUACUUAUAUAGACACAUUUAAAAAGCACCAGAUCAUUCACACUGGAAUUAAACCAUUUGUGGUCAGUGUGGAAAGUCUUUUGCUAGUUUAAUCAUCUAAAAAAAUUAAAGAUAUCAACCAUCUUAAAAUUAAAACACUGAAACCUGAGUGGGGUGGAAAGUCUUAUAUCCAUAAUGCAAACUUGUUCAACUGACAAAGUGUCCCUCUGUAACAAAACUGGCAGACCAUUGUGACAGUACUCUGACAGAGUUCUUUUGGCCACAGUGAGAAACACAGCUGAUCUGAACAAAUCUUCUGUAUGCCUGGUCAAACUUAAAAACUUGAUCAGGCUUGACAGAAUUCAGCUUUAAUCUCCUGUUCAAUGCUACUGUGAGAAAGUUCGUUAUAUCAGUUAUGACCUUCUACAUGCUCUCUGGUGAAAGCAAGUGUGGAUAAACUUUGACAGCAUUGAGCAAGCUAAGAAUUAGAAAGACUUAGGACCAGGUAAAAUGAGCAAGUAAAUGGAAAGAGAUUUACAGAUGUGAUGUUUGCUUUGAGGGUUUGAUGGAGACUGUCAGAUCUUCACUAUGUCUUUGUGGAUCUGGUGGUGCAGGACAUGAAGACAGAAUGGUGAAAUGUGUGGUAGCAGUAACAGAUUGAUUGGAGGUGGGGGUGGGAUUACAUCAAUUCUGAGCCCCUUCUUGCUUCCAGUUGUGAUGGACAGGCUGACAUGCAAGACAAGUUAACAGUCUUUUUGGAUUAUCAUGUUUGCAGAUGACAUUGUUAUCAAUAACCCACUGAUCAAAGACCACUGAUCAAGGUUUUGGUCAGUGGUUGUUGAUCAAUGGUCAUGAGAAUUUGCAUAAUUAAGAUUAAGGAACUGACCUCCCAGCCUGUUGCUCCUUCAGUGGGCUGGUUUCAGUCAUUAUGCAAAUGUACUGUUUAUAUUAAGAUUGGGGAAAACUGCAGUUACGUAGCUGAGACUGAAGAAGUCACUUGGAUGAGUGACGAAACGUUUCUCCCACAAAACACUACAUCCAGAUGAACAGAAUCAACUUUUGGAGAUUUACUUUCCUGGAUGAUUGAGAAUGCAUCAAGAAAAAAUAUAUAAUUGUAUUAUGUAAUUGUAAUAAUAUAGCUUAAUAAUGAUUACAGGACAUCAGACUACUUGUUCAUGUUGCUUAAUAAUGUAGAAUUAUCAUUCUAUAGAAAUAAAAAACUUGAAAUUGUACGCUAUUUGAGCAUGUUGCCUGCCUGCAGCACUAAAGGACUCUGCGAGAGACGCCUGUCUCGCCCUAGCGGCACCUGUCCCUCUCCUCCUCUUCAGUUCGCCUCAACAUAAGCUCAUCAUAUUCCGUGAUAUGAUUGACUCUGAGGUGUUUGACGAGGUUAGAGGUGUUGCCACAACACCUCACUCUCUUGCCACAUGUAUCACAAACCGCGUCUUGGCUGUUCGUGGAGAUAAAAUAUGUCCACACAUGACUCUGUUUACGCUCAGCCAUUGUUGUGAGUGCGCACGCCAGGGGUUGCGACACAUUUAUACAGCCGUAUUUCGCAUAUGACUGUGAAAGGCGUAAUAGGAAGUAGUUCCUUCCAAUUUAGAUCCGAAUGAUACCCAAAGUACUAAAAUAUCGAUAUUUUAAUAUCAGAAUCGAUUCUAGAACAUAAAUUACUGGUAUCGGAAGAAGAGAUAUUUCAAUAUUGAUAUGCACACCGCUAGAAAUGACAUGCCUAUCUUAAGCUGGCAGCCAGCAUGUAGAAAGAUUUUCUCUGAAUUGUUGAUAUUAACCUUUUACAUGUUCAGAUUUUUAAUCAAACUGUUCAAUAAAAACCAGCAGAGUCUUUUUGGAAGCUUGUGAUUGUUGUUUUCAUAAAUGUUUAUUCAUUUUUAAUGUCUAUUUAUUAGAAACCUAAAUUAAAUUAAUGAUUAAGAGGCCACUGAUGCACCAAGGACUAGAAAUCUAUGCAUGUAUAACAAAACUGUUCAGUGAAGAUCGAAUUGAAGAAACGUUUGUCUUAUGUUGAAAUCAUGCAAAAACUAUUGACUUUAUCUGUUCUGUGGAAACAUCUAUGUGAUCUUGCAGACCAAACAUUAUUACCAUGUGAUCACAAAGAGAAGCAGAGUGUCUAAACAGAUUACCUUCUGGGUCGAUCUGAAAGACCUGUUGCUACUUAUCUGGCUGUUCAUCAUGAGAUAAUUAGUGAAGUCAAUGCAGCGCUGUUUCUCUAAGGUACCUAUUUAAAAUGUGUUUUGAAUUAUUUCUGUUGUCUUAAAACAUGAUGUGGGUCUGUUUUGCUGCAUGACGAGAAAAAGAACCCUGCCAUUUUUAUGUUGCAUCAAAAAUGUUUUUAUUGUAUUUCAUCAGUUUGUGUCAUUUUAACUGGGCUAUAUGUGUAAAAUUAAAUGUAUCCUAUAAUUAUUAAGAUAUAUAACAGUUACAAUGUAUAUUUUUUUGUGAACUUAAACAUUACUUAAAUGUGUAAGGCGAUCGUGGCUCAAGAGUUGGCAGUUCGUCUUGUAAUCGGAAGGUUGCCGGUUCAAGCCCCGGCUCGGACAGUCUCGGUCGUUGUGUCCUUGGGCAAGACACUUC